AUACUAAUAGUUACCCUGUCAAAUGACAGCAACACAACAUAUUGUGCGGCUUUAGGAUUUGAUUGCUUCUUUUAAGGUUUUUCAAAAUAUUAUUCAAAAUAUACUUGUAAUGUUUUCUGGUAAAGCAUUUGAUUUAGUAAAGGAUUUGGAAAGAUCCACACAAACGAUUCCACCAUUUGAAGAUGAUGCAGUUCGUCAAAUUCUAGAAGAGAUAAAGGCUAUCUUUGAAGAAAAUUGCGCCCAAGCAUCGAAUUUCUCAACAUCAGGAGACAGAACGCUCUGGCCAUUAUUAAAUUAUCGUCACACUGUGCUACAAAGAAAUAAGCGAUGUUUGCUUACCUAUCUAUAUCAACGCUUGCAACGUAUCAAGGCUUUACGUUGGGAGUUUGGUCCGAUAAUUCCUUCAGAUAUUAAAAAUUCAUUAUGUGAACCGGAAAUAAAUUUUUUUAAUGCAUACUCGAAGUCGUUAGCAUCAUAUAUGAGAUCAGUUGGAGAUGGGCAAGGUAUAAAUCUUACUGGUAAUUUACUACCACCAAAAUCCCUAUAUGUUGAAGUUCGUUGCAACAAAGAUUAUGGAAAAUACGAAUUAGAUGACGGUGAAGUGAUUUUACUUAAAAAAAAUAGUCAACAUUAUUUACCACGUUCUCAAAUAGAAACCUUAAUAAGACAAGGUAUUUUACAACAUAUAGAAUAAUCAUUAAUGUAUUAUAUAUUUGU
Molecule: messenger RNA, 717 nt
Organism: Teleopsis dalmanni
Lineage: Eukaryota; Metazoa; Arthropoda; Insecta; Diptera; Diopsidae
Product: DNA replication complex GINS protein PSF1-like
Exons: 3
Coding region: 110-694 (194 amino acids)
Biological process (GO): DNA strand elongation involved in mitotic DNA replication; DNA replication
Cellular component (GO): GINS complex
Source: RefSeq, a predicted model, not a curated record